AUGUUGGACUGCGAUUUUACCGAACCUUUGCGGUUUGACGACACGAUUUUUGUGCCCGCGAUCCAAGCUGGGGCGGAACAAGUUGGCGAGAACCAGGCACCAUCUCAACGGCAGAAGCAGCAUCGACCAUGCUUUUUCAACAAGCGCGAAGCUGAGGAACACCAACUCCAGCAGGAACUGCAGUACCGCAACACCCAGCGCCAGAAACAAGAACAAGACCAACAACAACACCAGCGAACCCAGGAACGAACCACCAUCCGUCAAGAGCGUGCCUCUCUUCAGACUCGACUCCGUGAACUCCAGGAACGAGAGAAGGAGCUUGACCAGUUGGAUCGGGAGGAUCGUUUAAAGGAGAACGAGCAGCGGAUGCAACAAACUCGUGAGCAGUUGCAGUGGACCCAGGAUUGUCUGCAGCGUGUUGAACAGGAACGACGACGACUCGAAAAUGAACGCGAUAGGCUGGAGCAGGAACGAAUCUCACUUGAGCGUGCUCGGAAGCAGAUGACCGUUUCUCAGAAGCGCAUCUAG
Linnemannia hyalina is the source of this 528-nucleotide messenger RNA. NCBI's taxonomy places the organism in Eukaryota, Fungi, Mortierellomycota, Mortierellomycetes, Mortierellales, Mortierellaceae. The record is from the annotation of a GenBank genome assembly.